This is a messenger RNA of Entrophospora sp. SA101, 603 nucleotides long. NCBI's taxonomy places the organism in Eukaryota, Fungi, Glomeromycota, Glomeromycetes, Entrophosporales, Entrophosporaceae. The record is from the annotation of a GenBank genome assembly.
AUGGACAUUACGUUGCUGCAUGGGUUUGUUUUUCUUGUGCUUGGUAUUGAAAAAGUCCAAGGAUCUCAUGGAAAAAACCAAGAUCAUCAUCUUGAUUUAAUAAAAAUAAAUUAUACACAUUCAUUACUUGGUGUGAUCUUAUGGAGUGUACUAUUUGGGACCUGGUAUAGAUUUUUCUCAAAAUAUACAUCAUCAUCACCAGGUGUUGGUCGUGGUGGCAAUAAUAAUAAAGCAGCUAUUCUAGUAUCAUUAGUAGUUUUAUCUCAUUGGUUUGAGGAUUUAUUGGCUCAUAAUGAUGAUUUGUUACUUUUUACAUUUGAUAAUAGUCAACCAAAAUAUGGAUUUGCUUUAUGGGAUUAUCCAGAGUUUUUGCAUCCAUUAGAAUUAUUUCUUUUCUUUCUACCAUAUUAUUAUUAUCUUACCAGUACCACAACCAUCGCCAAUGAUAAUCAAGAUUUUUGGGCAAGAUGGGGACCAGCAAUUCUUAGCAUUGAUUCGAUUUUUACAUAUCUAUUAAUUAAUAUUACUAAUCCGCCAAAAAACGUUAAUGUUAUGGGUAUUGGGAUGGAUGGAUCAGGUGAUUUAUAUGUAAAGCAAACAUAA